GGGAACUUGAAGUAGAAGAGAUUUCUUACUUUUAUAGAUCUGGUGCUGUAAACACAUCAAGUGGUCUAGGGCUGAUUAACGGACUAUACUUGUCAUUUAUGACAGUUCUCAACAACAGAGCGAUCAAGGAUAACAGCUCAUGCAAAUGGGGGUCUCUGAAAGUAGAGAAAGAUGAUACUGGCAAAUUUAUCAAGGCAGAGCUUUAUCCUCAAAAUACAAAGAAAGAUGAUGGUACUUCCUUGGGUGCUCAGCAGGGUGCGUCUAAACGGCCUGUUAUUCUUCCCGUGGAAAAUAAACAGAAGUGUUUCUUUACGUUCUAUCGUAUCUAUGAAGACCAGCGGAGACGACUGAGUGAUAAAUUUGGAAAAGAUCUCCUGCAUCCUGAUUCACCAUUCUUCCUGAUUCCCAAAGAAAAAAGAUUGUUUGACAAAUCAGAUGGCAUUCUUUUCAAGCCUAAAGGAAUGGGUCCACAGCAUUUUAAAAACCUAGUGUUUAACAUGGCGAUUGAUUCGGGACUGAAUAUACUCGGGAGGAAAAUAACUAACACAUCAUUGAGAGUAGCUGCGUUUCAUAUGCAGGAAAACAUCGGAAUAGAUGCUGUAACUGGGAGACAGUUUUCUGGGCAUGUGAAUCCUGGCACAGCUGCAACAUACCGUAGGAAAAACAAAGAAACAUCGAAUAAAGUUGGAGGAGCCCUUGUUGAAGCCUUUACUGGUUCUCUGGCAAUACAUCCUGAAAACUGUGGAAAAUCCCUGACAAAGGAUCUACCUCUAAUCUAGUUAAACUGCCAUGCCACGAUGGGAUCCUUGUGCGCAUCUAACCAACAUAAACCAUCUAGCUUUGUGUAUAGAAAUUUAUGUUUUUUGAUAGAAUGAUUAGAUGAAUAAACUUUUAAUCUUUAUAA
Molecule: messenger RNA, 904 nt
Organism: Eurytemora carolleeae
Lineage: Eukaryota; Metazoa; Arthropoda; Copepoda; Calanoida; Temoridae
Exons: 8
Coding region: 99-779 (226 amino acids)
Source: RefSeq, a predicted model, not a curated record